AUGUCGGGUCUGUUUCGUGGAGCUCUAAAUUUGAUACAAGGCGAAAGCACAUCAAAUUCGUCACAUCCACUCAUCGGCACACAGCUAGAAGUUGGCUCAAUCCGUCUGCGUGUGGCUAGUUUAAUUGCCGAAGGAGGUUUUGCUGUAGUGUUUGCUGCGAAUGAUAGUUCCAACAAGUGGUAUGCACUGAAAAGACAGUUGACUAAAGACAAAGAAUCGAUGGAAGCUGUUCUGCUGGAGAUUCGAAUUUUGAAAGAGGUGAUCUGUAAAGAAUUCACUAUCGUUGGUUUUGCGCCAAUCACGCUCUCCUUGUGCUUUCACACGCGAAAUCGCUACAGUUAUGUCCUGUCUUUUGUCUGCUCAUUCUUUUUCCGGCGUGCAUCAUUUUUCCUUUUAGGUGGAUCAGUUGCGGACAUGAUGAAAAAUACCCAUUUGAGUCCAGAAGAAGCGUUAAAAAUCUUCUAUGCAGCAACGAGAGCAGUCUGCCAUAUGCAUGAACGAAAAGUACCUAUCACCCACCGCGAUAUAAAGAUUGAAAACCUGCUUUUUGAUGCAACAGGUCGGGUAAAGUUGUGUGAUUUUGGUAGUGCUACUGUACAAACUUUUACUCCUGAUGAAACGUGGAAUAUGUCCAAAAGAACUCAGCUAGAAGAAGAGAUGCAAAGGCACACAACUCCCAUGUACCGAGCUCCAGAGAUCCUAGACACUUAUCAAAAUUAUCCUGUUGGUCCGCAGCAGGAUAUUUGGGCAUUAGGAUGUGUUUUAUUUUACCUAUGCUAUCAUGUUCAUCCUUUUGAGGAUUCGGCUAAGUUAAGAAUUCUUAAUGUUGCUUACACAGUGCCAUCAGGUUCUGAAGAAUGCCGCGACAUAUUGCCUGUUAUCGGUAAGUUUUUAAUUAAUGUAUAG
Strongylus vulgaris is the source of this 906-nucleotide messenger RNA. The record is from the annotation of a GenBank genome assembly. NCBI's taxonomy places the organism in Eukaryota, Metazoa, Nematoda, Chromadorea, Rhabditida, Strongylidae.